This is a messenger RNA of Juglans regia (Persian walnut), 2933 nucleotides long. RefSeq lists its product as uncharacterized. The transcript is spliced from 5 exons. Bases 1314 to 2681 code for a protein of 455 amino acids. The record is from RefSeq and is a predicted model, not a curated record. NCBI's taxonomy places the organism in Eukaryota, Viridiplantae, Streptophyta, Magnoliopsida, Fagales, Juglandaceae.
CCAAUUUUCCAUGCAGUUCCGAGUAGAACUAGGGUAUUUGUGCAAUAUUCUCUCUCAAUCUCUCUAUUCAGGACUCUAUUCUCUCUUCUCUCAAAUCUGAGAUUUUCGAGCAUAUCUCAGAAAUAAGAGGUGCUUCCACAUCAUUAACCGAAAACCCUGGUUCCCACCAUCAACAUGUCUAAAAAUCAUCUUUCAGAACAAAGUAACCUUUGUCUUGAGGGGCCAGGAAGAAAGUUUGAGUUAAUUGCGUGCGUUUCCAGUCAAAUACCCAGGGACAAUAACAAGGACUCCCCCAUUGUAGGUGAACCUGCAAAUAAAACUAAAAAUGAAAAGUAAGAAUUUGUAGAUUGCUCAAGCUACUCAUUUUCCCAUUCUAACUUUUUCAGAUUUUAUAGAUUGCUCUGUUUGGUAACUUUUAAAAAUUAUAGAAAAAUAUUUCAGAAUUAAAAACCUCUUUUUCAUUAUACUUUCACCCACCAAGCAAUUGUUUGGGCUUGGAAGGUGCGUCUGUCUGGCAAAAUUUGCUCAUGCACCGCAUUGUAGUGCCAAAAACAAAGUAAUAUCAGUUACUUGCUCUGGGUGGACCGAGGCUCGGUUGAUGUAAGGUAGAAUCUUGACUGAGAGGUAUCUGUCUGCUGUUUGUGAUUCUUUUUAGUUUAGUUUGAACUGUAUAUGCAAUAAAUACACCCACAGCCAUAUGUAUUUGAUUGCUAGUUGGAAGCUGCAGUCGAUAAUUUAAGACUUGGGUUUAUGUUUCGAAGAUUCAAAGUGGUAUUUGCUUGAUUAGAUUCUCUAGCUUCUCUAAUAGUUUGUUUCUUUUAUUCUUAGUUUCAUACUGAGGCCCUUAUUGGUACAAUAUUCUUGUAUGAUAGAGGGCAUUGAAAUCUUUUAGAUUUCCUGAGGUAUCUAGGGAUGGAGUUCCAUACUAACACACACACGCACACACACACGCACACACACACACACACACACACGCACCUCUUAUUGGAUUGAAUUUUUUCAGAUUUUUGUAUGAUGGAGGGCAUUGAAAUCUUUUAGAUUUCCUGAGGUAUCUAGGGUUGGAGUUCCAUACUAACACUAACAUGCGCACGCACACACUCACAUCUCUUAUUGGAUUGAAUUUUUCCAGAUUUUUGCAUCUCAUAAUACAAAAUAAUGAAAUGCAAUUGAUAAGGAGAAUCAAAGAUAUUACAAAUGCGCAGAUGACAAAAAUCUGAACCAUUAUGUAAAAAUAAUGGCUUAGAUUUGAAGAAUUUCAGUACCUUGGAGUCGUGCUAGGAGAUCUAGAGGAUCGUAGUACUACUUGAGCCGUCAUGGAUUUUGAUGUGAGAGUUGUAAAGAAAGAGGCUGAUGAUGAGUACGAUAUUAGAUUGGAAAGACGGUUGAAAAGAAGGUGCAUUGCCAAUAAAAUGUUUUCUAGCGAUUAUGUGAAGAAAACUAGAAAUAUGAGUGUUAAAAUUAAAGAUGCACCCAUGGAUGUGGAUGUGCCUGAUGAGGACCAUGCAGAAUUUUUGAAAUAUUUAUCGUGGAAUAAUUGUGACGGGGACAAUGAGGCAGAUGUUUUUGCUCGGUGUUUGUAUGAUGGUCACAAUGAUAUCAAAAUGGACAGAGAUAAUGACCAAUAUGUAGAUCCGCCAGACAAUUUGUGCUUGAUUGAUGAUGACGUACCCAUGGAUAUGGAUGAGAAUGACGAGGACUAUGCAGUAUUUUUUAAUUGUCUUGUUCAGAAUAUUGAUGAUAAUAAUGAUGGAGACGUAAGUGCUAGGUUUUUGGGUGAUGACAAUGAGAAUGUCAAAAAUGUGGAAGAGGAUGAUCAAGAUGGAGAUCCACAGCAUGACAUGUGCAUGGAAGAUGAUCAUGAUGAUCUGGAUCCUCAGUAUAAGAUUUUCUUGGAAAAUUUGAGGGAAGAUGGACAAUCAUAUGUACUUGAAGUUGUUACAAACAAUGGGAUGUCGAUGGUUGUAAAGUACGAAGGAGAGAAAGGGUUGUUUGAUGGGCUCGUGUUAGACCCUCAGGGAACUUUGAACAGUUGGCAGAGAGAGGAGACUGAAACUGCAAAUGGACAUAUUUCUAAUAUGAGAGAAUCCGAUACGACUGAUGAAGACUACCAGGAAUUUCUGAGUUGUCUUAAGAAUGAUGGUGAAAAUAUUGUAUAUAACCUUGAAAGUGGCAUACCAUUAAUAUAUGAGGAGGAUGCAGAGUGUUCAGAUGAUUUAGAAAUAGUUGGAACAGACGAAGAUCCAUUUUCUGAUGGAUACUUCACCCCAUUCGUAGCUUCUAGAUUGGAUUCUAUUAUUGAUCUAGACGCCAAGACAUCUAAUGGAAGUCCUGGUAGUUAUGGCGAUUCUCAGUUUAGGAAGAGGCUUAUGGAGAUUCUUAGAAGUCCCUAUGAUGCAAAGGAGUAUGAAUACCUUCUCCAUGAAGUAUCUCGCAGAAGGCAAACGGAACGUAACCGAGAAUUGCGUAAUGGGACAAAAUCAUAUACAUUAGAGUCUGUUGCUAAGUCUUAUCUUGAUCAACACCAUGACUUUGCAAGAGAGAUCAUUUCAGCCGAGCACGAUCGACGUAGAGUUUUGAAUCUGUUACGUGGAUUUUUCUUUUGGUUGCAAAAUUUGGUUCAGAAAGGAGCGUUCCAGCCUUGGAAGGACUCAUCAUGUUUGAAUAUAUUGCCAGAAAUGUAACUAGGAAUUUCUCGUCAAGUUCUGUUGACAUUGCAAAGUAAGUCCAUCCGACUUGGGUUGUAGCAGCAGAGGUUAGAUGUGUCCCUCGGCUUCUAGAUGCAAGGUUGUGUAUAUGGAAGUUGGAUGAUGUUGGUUUGUCGUCCUUCCACUGUCAAUGUUAUUGAGUUCCAGGAUUACCCAAAAGUGUUGUGUUUAAGGCUUGUAAUGCAAUGCCAUAUAUGGUUAAUUAAUGUGUUUUGCAGGUUUUGGUAA